GUCUCUGUGUCUUUUAUAGACUGCUGCAUGCCCCAAGCCCUUUUUUGCGCUGCUGUAGGCAUUCAGCUCACAGAACCCUUCUUACCUACCCUCGCCUACCUUAGGUACUGUGUAUGCUAUGCAGCAUGCCCCCCCUGAAGACCCUUAAGGCCCUCCAAUGGGCGGCACUGGUGGUCCCCAAUCUGCUGGCACAUGUGCAUGCCAGUGCCGCUCCAACAGAAGAAGCUCAGCAUGUCUUGCAGCCACCACGAGAUGCCCCUGACACCUCUCAACGCCGUCUUCGUGGCAGGUUCCUUCACAUCACAGAUCUACACCCCGAUGAGCACUACAAACCCCACACUUCAACCCAGGAGAACAUCGCAUGCCACCGAGGCGAUGGCCCUGCCGGUAUCUAUGGCGCCGAGACGUCCGAUUGCGACUCUCCACUGUCGCUUGUGGAUGCGACAUUGGCCUGGGUGAAAGAGCAUCUGAGGGAUGAGGUUGACUUCGUUGUCUGGACCGGCGAUUCUGCCCGCCAUGACAGUGAUGAACAGCUACCCCGCCACAACAAGGACAUCCUAGCAAUGAACCGUCGCAUCGCCGACAGCUUUGUCGACGCCUUCUCUGAUGAUACGGGCCUGAUUAUUCCCGUGGUGCCAACGUUCGGCAAUAAUGAUAUCUAUCCUCACAAUAUCCUGCUGCCUGGGCCCAACGAUAUCCUACAACGCUACACCACCAUUUGGAGGCCAUUUAUCCCCGAAGCCCAACGGCACUCGUUCGAAUAUGGAGGUUGGUUUUAUGUUGAGGUCAUACCAAACAAACUCGCCGUAUUCUCACUCAACACAAUGUAUUUUUUCGAUCGGAACGCCGGUAUUGACGACUGCAUACAUCCUUCGGAACCUGGAUACAAGCAUUUCGAAUGGCUACGUGUUCAGCUCGAUUUCUUACGUGGUCGCGGCAUGAAGGCGAUUCUCAUGGGACAUGUCCCUCCUGCGAGGACUCCCGGCAAGCAAUUGUGGGAGGAGACAUGCUGGCAGAAGUAUACCUUGUGGCUGCAACAGUACCGUGACGUCAUUGUAGGCUCCAUGUAUGGGCACAUGAACAUUGAUCACUUUCUGUUGCAAGACACAAAAGAAAUCGACCUCGCAAUAAUUCAAGGCCAAGAUUCCGUCCAGGCCUUCCGUCGUGAAGCCAUGGAAGAUGAUUUCUCCAUUGCGUCAAGUACUGAUUACCUGAAAGAGCUUCGUGAUGGAUGGGCUAAGCUGCCGAGUCCAGUGGCUCUAGAAAACGGUGUUGACGAGAGCAACCAACAACGGCGCAAGAGCAAGAAGGGGAAAGACAAACUCGGUGGCAAAUGGGCAGAGCGAUUCCAACUUACUCUUAUAUCCCCGAGUGUUGUGCCAAACUAUUUCCCCGGCCUUAGAGUAUUCGAAUACAACAUCACUGGUAUCGAAAAUACUCGUACGUGGGCAGAAGCCACAAGAGCAGCAUACCUUGACGAAACACUUCCCAAUCACGAUGAGGUACCCGAGGUUGGUGAGCUGAAGAGACGCGAGACCCCUGAGUUCGAGAUCGAAAAGAAGAAGAAGAAGAACAAGGGUAAAAAAGGCCAAAAGCCACCCCAUCUAAAUAUCCCUGACCCUCCGGCAAAGGGUACUCCGCCUGGCCCGGCAUACAGUCCCCAAACAUUGACCUUACUGGGGUACACGCAAUACUUUGCAAAUCUCACAUAUAUCAACAACGACAUCGUAGAUCCCAAGGCUGCCGAUCUUUCGCCUAACGGGUGGAAUCCCGGAAAGCACCACGGCAAGACUCCCAAGCACGACAAGCCACAACCCAACGCGUUCAAGUUCGAAAUCGAAUACAGCACGUUCGACGACAAGGUGUACAAGCUCGACGAUCUCACCGUGAAGAACUACGUGCGUCUCGCGCACCGCAUAGGGCAGGCCUCGAAGAAAGCGAAGUCGGUCGCAGAUAGCGAAUUUGACGAACUCGCUUUUACAGACGACGACGAUGAAGUCGAAGACUACGAGGAUGAAGACACUGAUAGCAAUUCUGAUUCAUGGAGUUUCUUCGACUUUGUCAUGAACAAGAACAAGAAGAAGAAGCACCACAAGAACAAGAAACACAAGCAUAAGAAGAACAAGGAAGCCCGCAAGACGUGGUUGCAUUUCCUCAUGCAUGCGUUCGUCAGUACUUGGAGCAAAGACGAGCUGGAAGACUUAUAGACAGAAUUGGAGUUGUCAGACGGGGAAGUUCCUACGUCUUAUGAGAUUUUGGGAAUUGUCAUUUUUCUUGGCGUGUUUUAUCUUUGGUUCUUUGGGAAC
Molecule: messenger RNA, 2306 nt
Organism: Xylaria bambusicola
Lineage: Eukaryota; Fungi; Ascomycota; Sordariomycetes; Xylariales; Xylariaceae
Product: Metallo-dependent phosphatase-like protein
Exons: 2
Coding region: 114-2207 (697 amino acids)
Biological process (GO): polyphosphate catabolic process
Cellular component (GO): membrane; fungal-type vacuole
Molecular function (GO): endopolyphosphatase activity; exopolyphosphatase activity
Source: RefSeq, a predicted model, not a curated record